Messenger RNA from Pelagomonas calceolata, 845 nucleotides. The record is from the annotation of a GenBank genome assembly. Lineage: Eukaryota; Pelagophyceae; Pelagomonadales; Pelagomonadaceae.
GAUGCUGUGCGGCAGCGAGUGGUCAACAGGAUGCAAUAUGAGUGUAACCAGGUUGCCAGGCUGUGGUGCAGCGAUUGCGAUGGAUGCGGGCGCUGUCGUACAGAUGCACUUGCGAGCUGUACGCGAGUAUUUGUGAUUUUGCAGCGUUUUUUGCGGAGCCAAAUUGCGCGCUAGUGUCUUUACAGACGCUAGUAAUCGCGGGGGUCGCAAACGCAGGCCGUCCUGAGUGUCCCAAUAGGCUCCUGUGCCUGGUUUUAAUCAAGUGCGUGCACAGUUCCAUCUCUCGCAGCGCCAACUUUUCCCCUCGCGCCCUAGCUCUGCUGGCGAGCAACACACUCGGGUCUGCGACUCGCGUCUGCGACUAUCCCACGAGAUCUCCCAAAGCAAUGCCGCGAGUGAAACGAAAAGCCGGUUCCGGCACUGCCACGCGGCGCCCGCGCCGCUUCGGCACGGAGUCGACCGGCAUCGCGUCGGCCGCGCGGCCGAUGCAGGAGGAACCCCAGGGCGGGCGGGGGCUACGAUGCUGCGACGAUCCUGACUGCGACGAUCCGUCGAUGGGCGGGGGCUACUUCGCGGUCUACCAGCCCAAGGACGGCGUCGAGGUGUUUACCGGUAUCGUCGCGGUGUCCGCCGCGAUCAUGCAGACGCCCUGGCAGCAACCGCCCCUCAACAUGCCCGUAUCCUACUUCAUGCUUCGCGACCCGAAUGAUGAUCCCAUAAGCGGCGAGAAGGAGCUGAUGGACCCGGGCUGGUUCAUGCGUGAGAUGUCGCAGUACGACGGCCCCGGCCCGCGGCUACCGGGCUAGGAAUUGGGUUUAGGCAUCUUAAGGAAAAUAUAGAUUGUG